Messenger RNA from Spea bombifrons (plains spadefoot toad), 1458 nucleotides. It is a transcript of the gene TRMT10C, whose product is annotated as tRNA methyltransferase 10C, mitochondrial RNase P subunit. The coding region runs from base 36 to 1307 and encodes 423 amino acids. Gene Ontology annotation, molecular function: tRNA binding. Lineage: Eukaryota; Metazoa; Chordata; Amphibia; Anura; Pelobatidae. The record is from RefSeq and is a predicted model, not a curated record. Gene Ontology annotation, biological process: mitochondrial tRNA 5'-end processing; positive regulation of mitochondrial translation. Gene Ontology annotation, cellular component: mitochondrion; nucleus; nucleoplasm. The transcript is spliced from 2 exons.
UGAAGCUGAACUAUUGUGAGUAUGCCUCAUGCUGUAUGCGCGCCGCUGCACAUGGGGAGAGUGACCUCUGUCUGGAUCAACCAGCCACGAUGGCUUUCUGUGUUGCAUCUAAAAUGAGAUUACUGAAUAUGGUGACUCGAACCAUUAGAUGUUCAUCUGCAUUUCAUACUCUUGUUCAGGAAGGAAGAGUAUCUUGCUCAUCCUUAAGAGUCCCUUGUCAGCAAUCGCUAUACAGAACAAUAAGCUUGUUCCAGUGCCUGAGGGCAGAAGAUACAAAGUUAGACCUAGAUGAGUGGAAGACUAUUAUGAAAUCUGAUACCCAAAGUACUGAGACGGAACUGAACUCAGAAACACAAGAGGAUCCCUCACUGGCCAGCAUGAGAGAAUUGGUAGAAAUGUGGAGACUGGCAGGUAGAGCUGUGCCAACAUCCAUGACUACAGAACAAGUACAAGCCCUUGUGGAGCUUUCUUCUGUUUCAUCGCGGAAAAAGUAUUUAAAAUUCUUGUCAAUUAAGGAAACGGAGAAAAAGAACAGGAUUAAAAAGAAGCAAGAGCUUCAGAAAGCUAAGAUGGAGACACUGACUGAACCAGCAGUAGCAAGUACAGAAGUGAAAAAUACCUUAUUUUUAAAGUUCUGGGAUAGCUCCAUUGAUAACUUGCUCCGAUGGAGAGUUGCACAGGCAAUGACAUUGGGACAACCUCUAGUGUUUGACAUGGUAUAUGAAAACUAUAUGUCACGGUAUGAACUAGAGAAUACUGUGUAUCAGUUAAUGCUGUCUGAAGGAUGGAACAGAAGAGCUAAAGAUCCUUUCCACCUCUACUUCUGCAGCCUCCAGCCUAAUGGACCAUACCAUAAGGAACUGGUAAAGCGUUACACCGGAGCUUGGGAUAAUGUACUUGUAACUGCCACUGAGAAGUCCCAUGUAGACAUCUUCCCACAGGAUCAGCUUGUUUACCUGACAGCAGAUUCUCCUAAUGAGUUGAAGAGAUUUGACCAUAAUAAAGUUUACAUUGUUGGCUCCAUAGUUGACAGAUGUCAGCAAACGGGAUUGUCGUUAGCAAAUGCUAAACGGCUGAAUUUGACCACUGCACGUUUACCUCUAGACAGAUACCUGAAGUGGGACAGCGGAGCUAAAAAUCUUACCCUUGACCAAAUGACAUGUAUUCUUUUAAGUUUAAAGGAGGAGAGUGACUGGAAAAAAGCAUUGUCCUUUGUCCCAACUAGAAAACAUGAAGGGUUUAUAGAACGUGGUCACUCACGAGAAAAGAGCAAGGUCAAAAAAUACAAAUAUGCUCAAAAAUGGUAAAGUAUGGACAUUAAAUGGUUUCUAACAUUGAAAGCCAGAAAACAAGAAAACAAAACAAUGGAAAUAGUGAUAUCGGACACAAUUUAACAUUAUCCCAAUAGCUUUAUUCUGUACAUUUGUUAUUAAAUAGUAUUGGUUACAAGCCUGGUUA